UGGAGCCGGAACCGGGGCCGGCUUCUGUGCAUGCUGCUGCUGACCUUCAUGUUCAUGGUGCUGGAGAUGGUGGUGAGCCAGGUGACCUCGUCGCUGGCGAUGCUCUCCGACUCCUUCCACAUGCUGUCGGACGUGCUGGCGCUCGUGGUGGCGCUGGUGGCCGAGCGCUUCGCCCAGCGGACCCACGCCACCCAGAAGAACACGUUUGGCUGGAUCCGGGCCGAGGUGAUGGGGGCUCUGGUGAACGCCAUCUUCCUGACCGGCCUCUGCUUCGCCAUCCUGCUGGAGGCCAUCGAGCGCUUCAUCGAGCCGCACGAGAUGCAGCAGCCGCUGAUGGUCCUCGCGGUCGGCGUGGCAGGGCUGGUGGUCAACGUGCUGGGGCUGUGCCUCUUCCACCAUCACAGCGGCUUCGGCAACAACUCCGGCCACGGCCACUCGCACGGGGGUCACGGCCACACCAAGGGGGUCCGCGGCAAGAGCAGCCGCCCCGGGGACAGCGACCACAGGAGCCCGGGCGGCCAGAGACCCGACCAGGAGGAGACCAACACCUUGGUGGCCGGUAGCAGCAACUCCAACGGGCUCAAACUGGGCGGGACAGAUCCCGAAAAGUCCAGAACUAAUGCAACAGAUGUACAAAUGAAUGGGAAUGUUAUCAGAGAAUCUGAUAAUACGGAUUUGGAAGAUGAAGCUGAUGAUGCUCAAAAGGCUGGACAACUUAACAUGCGUGGAGUUUUUCUGCAUGUCUUUGGAGAUGCUUUGGGUUCAGUGAUUGUAGUAGUGAAUGCCUUGGUCUUUUACUUUUAUUGGGAUAGUUGUCCUGAAGGGAGGUUCUGUGAAAACCCGUGUAUCGCUGACCCCUGCAAAGCGCUUGUAGAAAUAAUCAAUAGUACUCAAGGAACAGUUUUUGAGGCUGGUCCUUGCUGGGUGCUAUAUUUAGAUCCAACUCUUUGUAUUGUAAUGGUUUGUAUACUUCUUUACACAACUUAUCCAUUACUUAAGGAAUCUGCUCUCAUUCUUCUACAAACUGUUCCUAAACAAAUUGAUAUCAGAAAUUUGAUAAAAGAACUUCGAAAUGUUGAAGGAGUUGAGGAAGUUCAUGAAUUACAUGUUUGGCAACUUGCUGGAAGCAGAAUCAUUGCCACUGCUCACAUAAAAUGUGAAGAUCCAACAUCAUACAUGCAGGUGGCUAAAACCAUUAAAGACGUUUUUCAUAAUCACGGAAUUCAUGCAACUACCAUUCAGCCUGAAUUUGCUAGUGUAGGCUCUAAAUCAAGUGUAGUCCCAUGUGAACUUGCCUGCAGAACUCAGUGUGCUUUGAAGCAAUGUUGUGGGACUCGGCCACAAGCCUAUUCUGAAAAGGAUACAGAAAAGGCCCCAACAGUUAGCAUUUCCUGUUUAGAACUUAGUGAAAAUCUAGAGAAGCCCAGGACUCAAGCUGAAAACAUGCCUGCUGUUGUGAUAGACAUUAAAAAGAUGCCAAACAAACAACCUGAAUCAUCUUUGUGAGUCUUGAAAAAGAUGUGAUAUUUGACUUUUGCUUUAAACUGCAAGAGGGAAAAGACUCCACUGAAAUUCUAAGUUUGCCAAGUAGUGUAAUUGAAGUCUUUGGUCACACAGUUUAAUUCUAUUUUUGUAAGAACAUAAUGGGACUGUUUAGCAGACUUCUGUAUUACAAUUUGUGAUUCUCAGUGCAGAGUACAGGUAUGCUGUUAACAAUUUUGAAAAGCCAGUUUUAACACUAUGUUACAUUUUGUUUAAAGUAAGUAUAGACCUUAUAUAACAUAAUGACAUUUGAUUUCCAGUUUUGCCAUGGUUAAAAUUAAUUAGGGGGAUAAAUAAAUUAAAAUUGUUACUGGAAUUUCUCUGCUUUUCUUUUCCCCCAGUGUUAUAUUUUGUUUAUUAAAAUUAUCAUUGCUAGAACUUAAAAUAUCACCAACAACUUUGUUUCCUUUGAUACUUUAAGUAAUAUUUACUUGCUCUUUAAGAUCAUUAUAUAGCAUAGUGGCAGCAUAUUUUAAGAGUGACUGAUGGAUAUUAUUAGGAAAAGUUUUUUUUUUCUUCACAUGGGGUAUUUAUCAUACUAAAGGUUAGUUAUUAUCCUGUGUUCUAUAUUGCUGAGUAUUGCUCUAAUAAACCGUGAGAUAUAAUUAACAAACUGAAUUAUAGUUUACACAUAAUAGGGCAUAUGGGGAGUAAGAGCAGGGAAGAAAGUUUACCAAAUUAAAUAUUUAGAUUAUUGUAAAUUAAUAUUGAGACUAUAUUCUAAAUCCUGAGAAUUUGAACGUGUUUUUUCUUACCAAAGUUAGUCUAAAACAUGGACGUGUUCACCAGCAUUACUUGCUUUGAAAGAUUGGCAUCAGAAGCACAUAUAUUCAGUAAAUGUUUUUAAAGACAUUAAACUCAAUCUAAUAAUUACAUGUUAAAUGCAAGCUUACUAAUAGAAUCUUUAAAAAAAAAGACUUUCCAGAGUUAAAGUCAUUUCAUAGUGACCAAUCAUGAAUGGAUUCAAAUGCAGCUUUUCAAACACCACCAGCAAUGCUUGUGUUUUGCCAAGAGCCACUGACUUUGGGAGAACAAAGAAAUCUGAAGGUUAAUGCAGUUUGGAUAUUAAAUUCUUAAAAAGCAAUAUGAGUUAAGGCAAAAUUAAUCAUUAAGAUUCUAUAAGUUAUCCUGUCUUGAUAAUGCUCAGAUCUCCCAAUAGUGGCUUAUUUUGCGAGAUGCCGCAAUAUCUACACAGGAAAUUGUUCUUCGUUAUUUUAUUGUUGCUAUACACAAAUGUUAUUUAAGGGUAUUUAAGUGGUAUUUUUCUUGAUAGAGAGGGAUUAUGCUUUGUGAAGAAACUAGAUUUUUGUCCUCAAAAGGGUGAAUAUUAAUAUCAGUUAUCAUGUAUAAUUCUAUUUUUCUAGCAACAAGGUAUUCUGACUACUUCAGUGACUUUUAUAGAUGACUACUUUUAAGAUGGCUACCUUUCGGGAUUUGAAAUAAUUCAUUGUUUAAUGUUUCUUAAGAUGAACACGCUGGCCUUUUGACAGUUAACUUUUUAAAGGGAUGAUCUUCUGUGGUAGAUGGUGUGGUUUUUUUCUAGCAUAAGCCUAUUGCUGGCAAUGGGCCUAUUUAAGAACAGCCGAUUUUUCCAAUGAGAAUGAGGUAAUUUUAGGAACACAGUUUGUAAGUUCACAUUUACUCUAAUGGGCCAAAACCAUAACCUGCCAAUUUUGCAGUACAUCUUGACAUUUUAAUACUCUUUUCUGAUACUGUGGAAUUCGAUUCCUAAAUUGGUAGUUAUUUUGAAUUUUACAAUUUCUUUUUAGACAUGAAAUUGGGGAAUUCCCUCAUUGUAUGGAUGAAUAAAAGAGAAAGCUUCCAAUUGUACUGUAUCAUGUACAUUCCUGACUUAAUACUUUAAACUACAAAACAUUAAGAUCUCAAAACAGUUUGUUAUAGAAACAUUUCAGUAACGAUGCAAUAGGAUAACUGGUAAAAUAUAUUCCAUGCAAUGGGCUUUUCUUUACAAAUGCUUUAUUGGGUCUGUUUUUUAAAGGUUGUAUAAUGUGUAAGACAUCAACCGAAUGAGGAUUUUUUAAAAUGAUAUAUAAGCUUGGGACAAGGGCUUUUCUCCCCUUCCCCCCCAAGUACUUUGAAGGUAACAACCUCUAGGUUUCAGUUAUUUCGCUUUUCAUAAUUUCUAAGUAGCUUGUAUGUAGCAAAGUGGUACCAUAGGAACAUUCUCUUUUUUUCAAAGGACUUAGUCAUAAUAGCAAAGUCAGUGGGCACUGACUCACCUUUUGAGUUUUGGCAGAGAAUUAUUUAUUUCUUUACAAUGCACUUUCUAACCCAUUUUUAGCUAUAUUAGCAUCUUUUUAAAAAUGCUUUUAUAUUUAAAUAUUGUGGGAUUUAGGUGUCUUUUCUAAAAUAGCUUAUUCCUUCUUGAAAGAAAAUGAAGGGAAUACCCUGAAUUAUUCGGAGACAUAAGCCCAAUAUUUAAAUAUGCUGUUUUAUAACACUGCAUCAGUUUUAGGAGGUGCACCUCUCCUGCUGGCUCUUUUAUAUUUGAGCAAGAUCAGUGUAUUUAGAAUGUGUUUAGCAACUUGUCUGUCGUUUCGGUUUAGUGAGGAGGUGCUGUAUGUACCUGAAUUAAAACCAAUCCAGAAAUUUUUCCCAAGCCAAAUGCAGCCUUAGUGAUGAGAGAUUUAAUUCUCCAUUGUCACCCCUUGUAGUUUAGAUGAAUGUUUAGUUAGUGGGUUUUUUUUUUUUUUUUUGAAGGGCAUAUGCAUUGUAAAAGUAAGGACUGGAACCUACAAGAAAAAAGGUCAAAAAACUUUGCUGUAUGUAUUUUAACAUUUUAGAAAACAAUGUUUGACUAAGGUAUGUAACGUAAAUAGGAAAAAUUUCCAUCCAGGCCACCUUUGGAAAAUCACAAUAGGGAGGAGACUGUUAACAUUUUAUAUCUUGUUAACAGCCUCAGUUAAUCUUGAACUUUUGAAAGUUGAGGGAAACAGCCUAUGAAAGCUAAUGUGAAGUAUUUAGUAGGCUAACUGGUAUUGAGUUGAAGAUCUUUACUGUUUCUAAGCAGAUAACAUUUUAAUGAUAUGUCAUUUACCUGCUGUCUUAAGAUGUUCACAUACAUAAAUGUGGAGAAUAAUUCUACAUUAUAGAUAUAUUUAUUUUAAUAGUGUUUCAGUUAAGUCAUAAAACAGUGUUAAAACGUUUGGGAAGGUAAAGGGUUUUUUUGUUUUGUUUUUUAAAUUGAAACUGUCAAAUACAGUGUUUGACCAUCUGAAAUGGAAAUUGUAAUAGCACUAUUUUGAUGUAGCUCUACCAAUACUGUGUGACGAUGCUCUUUUGUUUUACUAGCAGGCGCUGGGAUAUUUGGCAGUCAUUUUUACUGGCACAAGAGCUUUUUGUAUGUCAUUCAGCUUAAACUUUUAAACCAAAAAUGUUAUGGUCCAGUGUCUUUGGCAAAAGGAUGCUGAAGGGAAUGUAACAUAAAAUUAAUAUGUGGUUGUAUGUAAAAAGACACAAAUUGCCACCUUAAGGUUAUGCCUUGAAACAGCACAAUGAAGUGUAUCUGUGUAUUCUGUGAUUCUUUAGGAAACUUCCAUGUUGUGUUUUGGGUCUGCCAUGCCCUGUCCUUCGGGCCAGAUGUGGCAGUUAAAUGCUACUAUCAUCUCAUUAAAUGCAGAAGCACAUAAGAUGUCUUUAGUGCUGCAACACCUGACCUAACUUUCUGUGUGUUCUAUGAUUGUACAUUGUUUUCCAAAGCUGUUCCUCCUACCUCAUCAUGAGGCUUUAUGGAUCGUUAUGUAUUAUAAAUGUUCUUUAUGAGACAGACUACUGUGUUUCUUCUCAUUUAUUAAACGUUAAGUAGAAAAAUAAAUUAAUUUUUAAAUAUC
This is a messenger RNA of Myotis brandtii (Brandt's bat), 5393 nucleotides long. It is a transcript of the gene SLC30A1, whose product is annotated as solute carrier family 30 (zinc transporter), member 1. NCBI's taxonomy places the organism in Eukaryota, Metazoa, Chordata, Mammalia, Chiroptera, Vespertilionidae. The annotation marks the transcript as partial. Gene Ontology annotation, molecular function: zinc ion transmembrane transporter activity; calcium channel inhibitor activity. The transcript is spliced from 2 exons. Gene Ontology annotation, cellular component: Golgi apparatus; membrane; endoplasmic reticulum. Gene Ontology annotation, biological process: zinc ion transmembrane transport; intracellular zinc ion homeostasis; detoxification of zinc ion. The record is from RefSeq and is a predicted model, not a curated record.